AAGUAAAAGCCUUUUAAAGCCCAUAACAAGAUUUUGGUUACUUCUUCUAAGGGUUUCGAGCGAAAUUUCUGAGCAGCGGCGACGAUGGGAGACACCGCCUUGGAGAAGACAGCCGAAGAGCUACGGCAUGAGAUCGAUGAGCUUCACCGUCAACAGCGCGAGAUUACGGAGAGGCUUCGUGACCCUCGUGGACUCCGCCGUGGAGGCUUCUCAAGCGUCGUUCCUCGCAACCAAGGCCGUAGAGGCUUUCCUCGACCUGCGGAGAGGAAUGACGCAGAAGACGAGCCUCCUGCUAAACGGAGAUUGUCUUCCGCCGUUGUUAAGGUCGACGGUGAAGAUGUUAGUAAGGAUGGAGAAUUGCCAGUUGAUGGCAAUGGAACCCAGGUUUUAGUUGGUGAAAACGGGACUUCUGAUCAAAGUGACAAGAAGCUAUCUGUUCAUCAUCGUGGAAGUUGGUCCCAGAGAGAUGCAGAACAACGAGGGACCAAGAAGGGUUUCGAAGCUUUUGCAUUACCGGAGCCUUCACCAAGGGUUUUACCUAAGAAUGAGGAUCCUAAACUGGUUAAUAGGAACAGAAGAAUGCUGGGGAAUCUUCUAGGAACUUUGGAGAAGUUCAGAAAAGAAGAUAAGCAGCGUUCUGGAACAGAUGCAUACGCCCGACGGACUGCAACUCUGCAAAGGGCUGAGGAAAAAGCUCGUGAAGAAAGUGAACGACUGAGGCUGCAGGAGCGUGAAAAUUUGACUGAAAAGAGGAGAAGAGAUCUUACUCUUCGAGCUCGUGUUGCUGCUAAAGCAGAACAAAAGAAGUUGGAAUUGCUUUUCCUUCAGUGGAGUGAGCACCAAAAGAAACUUACCAAUUUUAUAAGGACUAAAGCAGAGCCACAUAUAUACUAUGCACUAGUGAAGCCUUUGGAAGAAGAUACAAGUGAGGUGGAGAAACAGAAAGAGCAGACAUUCUUAGAAUGGAAGGCGGCAAGGAGACAAGAAGUGAGUGAGUAUCAAAAGGAGAUAGAAGAGCAAUGUCUGGGAAAUGUUGAGAAAGAGCUGGAGAGGUGGCAAAACGCACGGAAGGCGAGGAAAUCAAACAACGAGGGUAUGAAUUUGCAGGAAACAAUGGACAAGGAAUUAGAGACACAUAGGAUGGAGCACGGGCCAAAGAAGAGAAAGAUACCUGGAGGAAAUGAAGAGGAAGAAGAUGAAGUAGAGGAUAUCAAUGGUGGAGAGGAUGAAAUGAUAAUGGAUGAUUUGCUGGAGGAGGGAGGAGAUGGAAACAUCAAGGAGGAAGUGGCAACUGAUACAGUAAAAGCAGAAGCAGUGAAGGAAGACAUUAAACCUGAGGUUGUCUAAGUCAUAUAGUAUGUUUGUUCUUGAAAUGUGGUGGAUUUACUUUGCGAGUUAUAAAACUGGUCAAAUCUAUUUUGGAGCGGUGUAAGUUGGAAUUUUAUGGUAAUUUGUAGGAAAGAUUUGCCUUUCUGCUAUAAUUUGUUUUGUUUAUCUA
Arabidopsis lyrata subsp. lyrata is the source of this 1498-nucleotide messenger RNA. RefSeq names its product pinin. Gene Ontology annotation, cellular component: catalytic step 2 spliceosome. Lineage: Eukaryota; Viridiplantae; Streptophyta; Magnoliopsida; Brassicales; Brassicaceae. The coding region runs from base 85 to 1347 and encodes 420 amino acids. The record is from RefSeq and is a predicted model, not a curated record. The transcript is spliced from 10 exons.